This is a messenger RNA of Haliotis rubra (blacklip abalone), 480 nucleotides long. RefSeq names its product von Willebrand factor C domain-containing protein 2-like. The transcript has 2 exons. Lineage: Eukaryota; Metazoa; Mollusca; Gastropoda; Lepetellida; Haliotidae. Gene Ontology annotation, molecular function: protein binding. The record is from RefSeq and is a predicted model, not a curated record. Gene Ontology annotation, cellular component: AMPA glutamate receptor complex. Gene Ontology annotation, biological process: negative regulation of BMP signaling pathway. Bases 42 to 443 code for a protein of 133 amino acids.
CAGCAUAAGAUUGCAGUAAACUUCAGACGCCAUUGGAUAUCAUGCAGAUAACAGUGUGGGUAACUUGUUGUGGAAUUUUUGCCACCUGCCUCGGGUCUCCAUUGACGACCCUCGACCCCGAGACUACCUGUUACUAUGGAAGCAAGGCCUUCGCCAUAGGGGAGAGUUUCCUGAAGAGCGAGUGUGAGCCUUGUGUUUGUGCUGAAGGUCACACCAUCAGCUGUGUGUACAUCACCUGUGCGCCGACACAUUGUGCCAACCCAACUUACCUGUCUUCCCAGUGCUGUCAGGAGUGCCCGGAUGGUCUAAACUGUCAACAUGGUGACAAGGUGCUCAAAGAAGGGGAGGUGUACAGGGACGAGGGUGUGACCUGUCGGUGCCAGUUCGUCCCCCAGCAGUUCGGCUCCGCCUACCGAGCUGUCUGCAACGACACCCACAUCUAAUGUACAUCAUGCACGGACGACAAUAAACUCAAUGAAG